Molecule: messenger RNA, 2019 nt
Organism: Caenorhabditis auriculariae
Lineage: Eukaryota; Metazoa; Nematoda; Chromadorea; Rhabditida; Rhabditidae
Source: the annotation of a GenBank genome assembly
AUGGUGGCCUUUCUGAAGCACCUUCGAAUCGACCAUGGCGAGAUGCCGUCUUGCGACCGGACACCACCUCUCACGCCCAAGACGCCGACGCCGAUGAGUCCGCCGAUGACGCCCUGUUCGCCUUUCGACCUCAAAGCUACCGCUUUCUGCUUCCGAAAAGGUGAGAAUUGUUUCAAAAUAGAUAAUAUUCAUAGGCAGAACAGCUACUUCAAAAAAAGACAUUAAGAAGUCAGAAAAAGAUGAGACUUUGUACAGUGUAAUGACUGCGAAACCGCUAAUUAUCGAGUGAAACUGAAGUAGAGGGAUAUUAGAUGAAAAAGAGCACUUAGAGACCAAACCGUUUCAAACCGAUGAAGAACGGAAAUUUUGCAGGCCCAGUCCGUUCUGUGAUUUACCAGCCGCAAGGACAUCCAAAACAAGCCGUCAUCGAUGGCGAAAUCUGGCCUCCGAUUUUCAAGCCAAAAAACGUUCGGUGAGACUUUACGUCGUUUCAUUGUUCAUGAAAGCAACUGCAGCUCUGCAAAAGCAAUGCCGAUGCUCGAAACCGACGUGAUGAUCGCCACCUACCCGAAGUGCGGCACAACUUGGCUGCAGCACAUCUGUUCCCAACUGAUGAAGGGUGACCGUUACAAAGCAGGGAAAGGAAAUGGUUUGAAGGGUGUCACGAGAAGCAAUCAGAUAACAAGUUAAGAGCUUUGCAUGCAGAGCCCGAUGAUUGAACGAAUGGGAGCCGCGUUUGCUGCCGCGAUCCAGCACCCUCGAGUUCUCAAGGUGCACCCUUCCCGAUUCAUCAUAUCAAUAUGUUGUUUCAGACGCACUUCAAGCACCAGAACAUACCCAAGAGCCCCGUUUCCAAGUACAUCUACUGCGUGCGCAACCCGAAAGACUGUCUCACAAGGUGCAUCAAUUGACUCUGACUCCAACAAUACCCAUUUCAGCUACUAUCACCACAAUCGCAACUUCAAGAUCUACAACUGGGCAAGUGGCACUUGGGACGUCUUCGUCGACUUGUUCCUGUCAGGCCAGCUCGCCUUCGGAGACUAUUUCGACCAUCUCUUCUCCUGGCUGCCUUUCCUCAAUGAUCCUAACGUUCUGUUCCUGAAGUACGAGGACAUGGUCGCCGAUCUUGAGGGCUCUAUCUUCAAGGUUCUGAACCGACCGAAUAUUCAAAGCAAUAUUUGAGUACAGAUUGGACAAUUCUUGGGCGGCGAAGCAGAGGUCAUGGUUCAAGACCAGGCUCGUCUAAGAGAGAUUGUCGACAACAGUACCAUCGACGCCAUGAAGAAAGAUCAACGCCGUUGGUUUCCCGAAAACCAGUUGUAUGUUUGAGACAUUUUUUCUUUCAUUCUAAUGGUUUUUUUUCCGAUUUUUUUAUUCUUUUGUAAAAAAGUAACUAUAACAGGUGAUGUUUUUUAAUUGUUGAAGAAAUGCUUACAGUAGAUACAUCCAAAAAAGACUUAUUAAGAUUCCAUGUUGUACAGGCACAAGAGCGAGUUCAUUCGCAAAGGCGGAAGCCGUGACUGGAAGAAUCAUUUUACAAGAGAGCAAAGCGACCGUCUGGACGCCAUUUUCAAGUCUCGAAUGGCUGGAACCGCUGCAGAAACGUCUGUUGUUUCUUACAUUGAGGGGAUUAUUGAAUGAUAAUACUUCGAUUUUCUUCGAUUUCUAUUUUCCCUAGGUAACUCUCUUUGGUACAUACGUGCUUUGUCAUUUUUCUAUGAUCUAAUUGGAGAAGAAAAAGAUGUUAGAGCCAGUUCGGAGUUUUGUGGCAGAAAAAACUUGCGGUUUUUUUACAGUUUGAUUUAUUUCAGUUGGUGGAAGGCAGAGAUGUCAUGGGACGAGCUUCCAGUGAUUGAACUCAACGACCUGCGACUCGACGACGAGUUCGAAGAUGACGUGUCUCAGUCGCGCCGCGACUCUUUCGCGCUGCUGCCGACCAACGAACGUCGCUUUUCGCGUGCGUCGCUGCUCUCGGCCGGCUACGGCUCCGUUUGGUCUUUGGCCUCCAAUCAGCACUGA